AUGGGUACCAUUGUAGCCAUAGCUUUAUGUGUUAUUAUCAAGCGCCUAUUCCCUUCGAAGGACAUUUGUACUCUGAACAAUGGAGGUUGUGAUGUAAACGCCGCUUGUUCACACGAUAACCAGACAAAUGCAGUCAGAUGCACCUGUAAAACUGGUUAUAACAACACUGGUAACGGUUCUAAAGUUGUCUGCACAGACGGUUGUACUUUCAACAAUGGAGGUUGUGAUCUUAACGCCGUUUGCUCGCUGAAUGCUACGAUAAAUGGAAUAAAGUGCACUUGUCGACCUGGCUACACCAAUACCGGCAGAGGCGUCAAGGUUAUAUGCACCGAUAGUUGUACGGUCAACAAUGGAGGUGAUGACCCGAACGCUAUUUGCGCACGUGAUCCCAGGACAAAUGCUGUGACAUGCAACUGUAAAGUUGGUUUUACUAACACUUGUAGUGCGGUGAAAGUUGUCUGCAAAGAUAGUUGCAGUAUCAAAAAUGGAGGUUGUGAUUCAAACGCCAUUUGCUCACAUGAUGCCAUGACAAAUGCAGUGAUUUGCACAUGCAAAGCUGGUUAUACCAAUAAUGGUAGCGUAGCGAACGUUGUGUGCAAGGAUAGUUGUACUGUGAACAAUGGAGGUUGUGGCUCAAACGCCAUUUGCUCACAUAAAGCAAUGACAAAUGCAGUGAGUUGCACAUGCAAAGCUGGUUAUACCAAUACUGGUAGCGUCGUGAACGUUGUAUGCAAAGAUAGUUGUACUGUAAACAAUGGAGAUUGUGAUCCAAAAGCCAGUUGCUCACAUAAUGCUGCGUCAAAUGCAGUAAUUUGCACUUGUAAAGCUGGUUAUACUAACGCUGGCAGCGCCAUGAACGUUGUAUGCAAAGAUAGUUGUUCUCUGAACAAUGGAGGUUGUGAUUCAAACGCCACUUGCUCACAUGAUGUUGCGACAAAUGCAGUAAAAUGCAUCUGUAAAACUGGUUAUACAAACACUGGUAGCGGCGUGAAAGUUGUAUGCAAAGAUAGUUGUACUGUUAACAAUGGAGGUUGUGAUCCAAAUGCCAAUUGCUCACAUAAUGCUACGACAAAUGCAGUGAAAUGCACCUGUAAAAGUGGUUAUACGAACACUGGUAGUGGCGUGAGAGUUGUAUGCAGAGAUAAAUGCACUCUAAACAAUGGAGGUUGUGUUUCGAACGCCGUUUGCUCUCAUAAUGCGGCGACAGAUGCAGUAAAUUGCGCCUGUAGAGCUGGUUAUGUUAACGCUGGAUCGGCAUCGAGAAUGAACUGCACAAGUACGGUAUCUAUGUCGUAG
Messenger RNA from Rotaria socialis, 1296 nucleotides. NCBI's taxonomy places the organism in Eukaryota, Metazoa, Rotifera, Eurotatoria, Philodinida, Philodinidae. The record is from the annotation of a GenBank genome assembly.